CUUCUUCCUCUUCUCCUUCUUAAUUUGAACACUAAUACUUCUUAUUACUAUUAUUUUUAAUACUGUUACCCUAUUAUUUUUAUAAUGCUACUUGCAAACCAAUACAACCUUUCACCAAUCGAUCAAUCCGAAAGUCGUGAGCAUCCUAUGGACCGCCGACAAUCUGUCGAUCCAAACUCUAGGAUACUUCCAAACAUCUUUCGACCAACCGAUUACCCAGGAUGCCCCUCGUCGGUGUCUAUGACGAUGUCUAUGCAAAUGCCUACACCUUCUAACUCCAGACGCGGAUCCUCGGCAGAUUACAUCUUCCGUCCACAGUUGCCCUCGCUCGGAUCUCCCCCACAUUCCCCACAGCACCAUCUACGUCCAUCUGCACUGGAUCAUAGACCAGAUCUAACAGGGCGUUUCCUGUCAUCCCUUGGUACAAACUCUCAAUCCUUGUCAUCCGUAGCGCCUUCUUCACUGUCGUCGCUAUCAAUGUCGUCGUCACCCUCAUUAUCAUCAUCACCAUCAGCAUCAUCAUCAUGGCGACGCGACUCACUUCCGUCGAUUGCACAUCUAUCCGUAAAAGAUCAUUACCAGCCGUCAACAUCUCCUCCUCCUCAUCCUCAUCCUCGUUCUCUUUCUCUUCAUCCUUCUUCUCCUUCUUCUUCUUUAGCCAGACCAAUUGACAGGCGCCACUCUAUUGCUGUGUCUGAUCGGGACUGUCGCAACGCACCUACCACAGCAGAUCUGUCAACAGAUCAAUCAUCAUCAUCUUCUUCGUCAUCAUCAACAUUAUUAUUAUUAUCCUCAGCAUCAGCAUCAUCCUCAGUAUCGUCGUCAUCGGCACUAACACUAUCAUCAUCAUCGAUGCCACGAAUGCACAGCUUCACCGCAGGACCACAUGACCGACUGUCCAGGAGAGCAAGUGCGGUCCAUGCACCUUACUCCCGCUCACCAGAGCUUAGAGUGAGCCAUAAGAUGGCAGAACGAAAGCGUCGCAGGGAGAUGAAAGAUUUAUUCGAUGAGCUGCGCGAUUUACUCCCGAUUGAUCAAGGUUUAAAGACUAGCAAAUGGGAAAUACUCAGCAAAGCCGUGGAUUACAUAGGGGACUUUCGGCACAAAGAAGAACGCUUUGCACAUGAAAAGGAGGAACUGCAGCGGGAACUUGCAAGGCUGCAGGACAAGCGAUCCUUUUCGAUCUCAUGAAACACACACACAUAUUUUCUCUCUUUAUCUAUCUCUAUCUAUCUACGCGCACACAUCACACACAAAACCAUGGAAGAUUCUUCUUGAAAUUCUUACUUACUCACACUAUUCGCACUAUUUGCAUAAAUACUCACUAACACACUCACUCACUCAGCCAGCCAGUCAGUCAGUCAGUCAGUCACUUACUCAUCAACCCACCUACCCAAUCACAUAAUAUUCACUUUGAAAUAAUAAAUUACUACAUGUACACACG
Messenger RNA from Phycomyces blakesleeanus NRRL 1555(-), 1444 nucleotides. RefSeq names its product helix-loop-helix DNA-binding domain-containing transcription factor. Lineage: Eukaryota; Fungi; Mucoromycota; Mucoromycetes; Mucorales; Phycomycetaceae. The record is from RefSeq and is a predicted model, not a curated record. Gene Ontology annotation, molecular function: DNA-binding transcription factor activity; protein dimerization activity. Gene Ontology annotation, biological process: positive regulation of transcription by RNA polymerase II. The transcript is spliced from 2 exons. Gene Ontology annotation, cellular component: RNA polymerase II transcription regulator complex. Bases 85 to 1191 code for a protein of 368 amino acids.